UUUUGUGUGUUUCACGAUCGCGGUUGACGUUCGGACCGCCAUGUCGGUCUUUGUUAACAGCCGUCGAAAUAUCUGCAUUGCAGGCUCCCAUGACCAAGGCUGGCACAGCCUGAGACUGGGCAAACCGUGAAUUUCUGUCCUGAAAAGGAUGGACGCAAACUACAUCUCGGAGGAGGAAGAUGAGGAGGACGAGGACGACGAAAGGACAUCAGAUGACUCGUCGUCAUCAUCACUCGAGUCAGACGAUGAGAGUGACAGCCAGUCCGCGUUUCCAUUACCCUCCGAGCCGACGGUCGAGUUCCGGCAGGGGGACGCAAGGGUCCUGCUUCCUGAGGGUCUGUGCCAGGACCAGCACAUCUUCAAUGAGUUUUUCUCGCUGGACAUGUGGAACAACCACCUUACCUCCGAGCACCGCACCAAUCUCAUGAAAUAUCUGCCGACGUUUGCUGCCAAUGACAAGGCCGAGAAGGUGACAACCCUGCGAAACCUGUUCACGGGGGCCAACUUCAGCUUUGGCAAUCCUCUGCAUCGGUUUUUUGCGCAGCUCAAAGACGGCGCUUUUACUCCCAAGACUGACAAGCUGAGGGCCUUGCGUCGGCGCCUGCAGGCACAAGAGGGUAACCUCGAGCAGCAGCGCAGUUUGCACGCCAGCCUCAGAGCUCUGCUUAGGGCCAGGAAGCGGACACCUUUACUCGGGGGCUCGAUCUCCACCAGCGAUCUGCUCCUCCGCCUCCACAGACUUACCCCCAUUGCCAAACCUACCCUGGCUGAGCAGAGGACCAAGCGCAGGUACUUUGAUGAGCUCGGAAAGGUCCGCAGACAGCUCGGCGAGUUUGGACAAAGUGAGGAUGAAAUCUUCCCUGAAGGCCCUCCGGUUGGUCCUAGCAAGAAGCACAAAAAGCAGCUUCUAGCUGCACAGACGUGUCUGAAGCAGGAAAUGCCAGUUAUUGCGUCUUCCCUCAGUGAUCUCAGUUCUGGCUGCCUGCAAGUCGGCAACUCUCUCGACUUCAAUGAAAAGUAUUACAAGAAAGUGAUAUCCAACUAUAGGAAGCGCAAGAGAAAAGAAGCUAGCUGCAUAGAGGCAAACGGACUUAGUCGACGGAGAACGCAGCCUGUCAGCAAACCACCCUCAAGGCCGCCAGUCAAGAGGAGAAAAAUCAAAGUUGAGGCUGCGCCGUCACCCCUGUUCAACAGUUCCGCUGCCAGUGUGGUCAAUGGCUCCUCUUCUCUGCAGGCACCAAAGCCAAUGGUAAAAGUCAAGUCUGAGGUCAGUCAGGGCAACGGUCCUUCAAAGGUGUCACCGCCCACAAAGAACGCCAAAGUUACAAGUCGUAGGCGCAGUAGCGCUAAGGUGCAGGUGGCGCCCCCGCCACUUGUGGAAAUUAAGAAGGAGCCGCUUGAAUUGGAAGUGGCGCCUAAGAGCAACGGUCUGGCGCCGGUAACGCCCAUGACCCUUGCAACUCCAGUAGUGCCCGAAGUGGCUCCUCAGCCACCUCUGAUGGCAGCCCCACCUGGCCCUGUUGUCUCCGAUGACGCUCACGGCGCAAUUGACACCAGUCAGAUCCUUCCCAACAUUACCUUCACUCCGCAGGAGAUGGAGGCUCUUGAGAUGCUCAACUUGUCCGAGUUUGAAGAGAUUGUUGCCCAAAUCACCGCCGCCCCUCCGUCCACCACCCCUCCCGCCCCCAGCGCCUCUGUCAAACCCGAAUAUGAGUUGAACCAAGAGAUGCAUGUGUGCUUCUUCACUCUGCUGAGGGACAUAAUCUGCUCAACGCAAGACCAGCGCAUGGGGCUGCCUGCCUUGACUAGCAAGCUGCAGACCUGGCAGGAAAGCCCUAUAUCGCCCCUGAACGACUGGUUUGGUUUCUCCAAAAACUGGGUUGACCACCUUCACUCAGCCAUCAACUUCCUGUCUGGAGACUUUCCAGGUUCAGCUGAGACGCAGCCGGAAGAGUUUGUGCCGUAUUUAGAGUACAAACCGCACAUGCAGGCUUACCAAUGGAUAGGGGCAGGACGUGACUCUGACCAUAACCUGGCCGCUUUGUGCUCACACUGGUUUGAGCGGCGUCAUGACCUACCGUCGAGUGUGGCCCUGAAGGAGGGUGCCGACGAUCCCAACCAUCUACAGCCACCGCCCCCACGCUUCCCCACCACAUGGCAGGUCCAGCCCGCUCUUGGCCCUGCCAGAGAGCUCUUCCAUCUGCAGGAAAGAGAGCGUUACGGAAACCCGAAUAAGGCAUUCACAUACCGAAUGCACGGCUUUGAGUCAGUCGUGGGGCCUCUGAAGGGCGCUUACUCAACAGGGUCGUCGCUCUCUAAGCCCAGGGGUCACACUCUCCUUGUUCCUGAUAGGCCUAAUUGUGUUACGAUUUUGUCUUUAGUUCGAGACGCCGUUGCAAGACUGCCCAAUGGAGAGGGAGCAAGAAGUGAUAUUUGUAUGCUGUUGCGUGACUCGCAGUUUAUGUCACCUGGUUCAGAGGAGAAUUACCUUCAGUCAGUCGUGGGUGGCGCGCUAGAUAGACUUCACUAUGAGGCUGACACCUGUGUCAAGUAUGAUUCCAAGCGAAAGACCUGGGUAUACCUUCACAGGCAUCGCACCGAGGAGGAGUUCGGUGAGGCCAAUAUUCAUUAUUCAUCAAGGAACAGACAUCAUUUGAAUAAACAAAAAGUUUACCAGCAACACCAGGCAAUGCCUGCAAAGAGCAAGCGAGCCUCCCCGAAGAAGAAUAUGACACGUUCACCAAGGGUGUCAAAGGCCAAGGAGGUGUCUGGGGGGAUCACCAUUGCACACAACCCUGAUGAGCCUGAGCAAAUGGAGCGUAUCUUGGCAGAGGUUGUGGGCUCCUUGUCGGAAGCAGGCCCCACCCCUGCUGCCACCCAGCACAGACUGAAAGCUCCGCCGGCCCCAAGGCCCUCGACAGCCUCUGUGGCUACAGGAGGCGGUGGCACAUUCCAGAACGUGCAGAUUGCUACCAGCACAGGCCUGCAGACCAUUCAAAUUGCAGCGCCUGCCAAGGGCGGCACAUCCCUGCUUGCAAACUCACCCGCCAAUAAGCAGCAGACCAAACCUGCUGUCAAAAAGGCACCCAUCAGCAGUAAAUCUCCUCAAACACUGCUGACAAAAAGGACGGUAGUUUCGACGGCAGUGCCAAUUGUGACGAGCAGCACCAUUGUUACAACCAGAGCAGCGCCACAGGUUAAGACAACCUUGGCCACUCAGAUGAGCUCAGUCAAACCAAGCCUAACUGCCUCUACUUCUCCCCAAGUUAAGCUGGAAGCGGCGCGAGUGGUUAAAAGCACCGUCGGACCUCCGCAGCAGGUUAAGGUGAUGAACACGGCAGUCAAGGUGCAGCCACAGGGCCAGCAGCUGCCUCGGCCACAACUGCAGCAACAGUUUGUCUCAGCCAAAACUAUUCCUCAGGGUAUCAAGGUCAUUCCUAAUACUGCAAUCAGAGGAGGCACAACUUUGGUGGGGCAACGUCCGCAGGCUGUGUUCAUUAAGCAGUCAACAAGCCAGGCCGGUCAGCAGGGCUCACAGAUCCCCACCCUGAUCAUGAAUAAGAGCGGCGCCAUCCAGGUCAAGUCCGCAAGCGACGCCUCAGUUACAAAACCGAUGGUCACCAAGCUGGUAGCGGCCAAUGCUCAGGGUCAACUUAUCUCCCUCGACUCACUCACCGCUUCACAGCAGAAACAAAUUGUCACCUCCUCUGGUGGUGUCAAAUCUGCACAGAUAUUGCAUAUGGCCAGUGGCUCGGGAGGUGUCCCUCAGCUGGCCGUAGUGUCGCCAGGAGGAGUGGUGAGGCCUCGGAUGACCACACAGGUUGGCCAGCAGCUGAAAGGUGGCGGAAUCCGCCUUUUGGGUCCUGCAACCUCUCAGGGUGGCCCUCCUGGCUACAAUUUGGCGUCAAUUGGAGGCCAGCAGGUCCUACUUGCCAGUAAACCGCAGACCACCACUGGCCAGAACUUGAUACUGGCUAGUGGCAGCGGUUCGGGCCAGCAGACGGUUGUUUUGGCAUCACCGACGUCAUUGCGGCCGCAGGGUGGGGCACUUGUCCUGCAGCAGGGCGGCGGCCAGCAGUUCAUGCUGCCCGCCAACCUGCAUGGUGCCAAUAUUAACCUCAAGUCGCUGCAGAACGUCCACGGCAUCAGGGUCAUUCCUAUUGCCCAGGCUGCAGGGGCAAAUACCAAUUUACCUAAAGGCCGCCAACAAGUGUUCGCUAGAAUAAUUUCGCCCGGUGGAAGAGCAACAGUGGCGGCAACAGCGGCUAGUAACAAAAGUGCAGAGGGGACCAAGGGUGUGGACGGCGCUGGGGAAUGACUGAAGCAGUGUGAUGCUAUAGCCAUGUCUAUGAGUCAAAGCCGAUCAAUGUUCAAUUUUUCCAACGACGAUGACUCUUGACGAUGAUAAAUUAUUGUCAUUUAUAUUUUGUUUUUUUUUAACUGAAAGGACGCUAACAAGUGUGUACAUAAAAAUUAAACCUCCAGAAGUGUAUACUCUAUUAUAUUUUGCUUUUAUAUGGAAGAAUAAAACAACUCACUCUCACAAA
Molecule: messenger RNA, 4547 nt
Organism: Neocloeon triangulifer
Lineage: Eukaryota; Metazoa; Arthropoda; Insecta; Ephemeroptera; Baetidae
Product: nuclear factor related to kappa-B-binding protein
Exons: 17
Coding region: 149-4318 (1389 amino acids)
Cellular component (GO): Ino80 complex
Molecular function (GO): protease binding
Source: RefSeq, a predicted model, not a curated record